Molecule: messenger RNA, 3696 nt
Organism: Bactrocera dorsalis (oriental fruit fly)
Lineage: Eukaryota; Metazoa; Arthropoda; Insecta; Diptera; Tephritidae
Product: putative phosphatidate phosphatase
Exons: 2
Coding region: 837-1883 (348 amino acids)
Biological process (GO): phospholipid dephosphorylation; phospholipid metabolic process; signal transduction
Molecular function (GO): phosphatidate phosphatase activity
Source: RefSeq, a predicted model, not a curated record
CGGCUAGAUCGCUAGUAAAAUGCUUUGACAAUCAGCAGUCAGUUGCUGAGCGUGAGCACGCGAGUGCGAUGAUCAUUUGGCGUGCGAAAAAACUUUGAAAAUCGAAAAUAAAAAGAACGUUGUAAGGCGUGCGGGCGUACAAACGAACUUUGCUUUUAGCGCGCCGGUGAAAAACAAUAUAAAAUAAACAGUAUUAUUUGUUAAGGAAGUACACUGUACGGAUAAUGGUGGGAAAUGUGUGAAAGUGACAAAAAACGCAAAUAGAAAACAAAAACAUUCCAAAGAGACUCAAACAAGGCGUAACAAGUAUAAUUAAUAAGCGCUCACAAUUUUCAAAGAAAAAUAUUAUGAACUGUGUGACAAAGUUCAGAAAAAGUGAACAAUCGAAUGAGCUUAAGUUAUAUAAUCAUUAACUGCCGAUCUAAAAUAAACAAAAUAUAUAUACACGUGUGCACAGAAAUACUUUGCAGUUCUAAACAAAUCGGCAUAAUAAAGACAAUACAACAACACAAGCCGCUAAUCGCCGGCUACGAUCUGUCAAGAUAAUACAAAGUCGCAGAAAUAAUUGCCAAUUCAUCGCGCACAAAUAAGGCAAAAGGUGAUAGCAAAGCCGCACCACGCAGAUAGACUUCAGAGCCGGAAGAAAACAAAAAAAAAAUAAACAUAAAUAAAAGAUUGCAAAUCGCGUCUUAAAUCAACGCAGUCAGCUGUCUACGUAAGGCUAUGCGCAGCAGCUGACUAUAACUGUAAACAAUUACCGAAGUUACAUAUAAAAAAUCGAAAUUGAAGCGCUUCCCUCAGCGCUUCGUAUAUUCAGCUAAUAAACACCGAUCAACAUGCGCGCCUUCCAACGCGGCUUCUUCUGCUCGGAUCUCACGCUGCGCUAUCCGUACCGUGAAUGCACGAUCACCAUACCGAUGUUACUGAUCUAUACACUGCUACUGCCGAUGCUCUUCAUCAGCGUUGUGGAGAUAAUGCGCAUCUGCAAGUGCUUUCGACUGCGCAAAUACGUAACGAAUUUAGCGCGCAGCUUAUCCAUCUUUAGUUUCGGUUUCAUCGCCACCUAUCUGACCACGGAGCUGGCGAAGAAUGUGGUGGGGCGCCUGCGUCCGCACUUCUACACCGCGUGUCAACCGCGCUUGCCGGAUGGCAGCUCCUGCGAGAGCGCGUAUCAGCAGCUGGUCGGCGGUGGCGUGUAUGUGGAGCAUUACUAUUGCGCGAAUCGCAAUUUGAGCGCACGGCAGUUGCGCGAACUGCACGUAUCCUUUCCGAGCGCGCAUUCAUCGCUCUCAUUCUACGCCAUGCUGCUGCUGUGCUUCUACUUGCACGCGGUGUGGCGCGGACGCGGCACUACACGCGUCUUGCGUCACAUACUACAGUUCCUGUUGUUGUUGGUCGCCUGUUACAUAGCGCUGAGUCGCGUGCGUGACUAUUGGCAUCACUGGUCUGAUGUGUUGGCCGGCGCGCUGCUCGGUGCUGUCUACGCCAUCUUGACGGCGGUGUAUGUGGGGCGCAUGCUGCGGCAGGGCUUCGCCGAUGCGGCAUCAACACAUAAGCAUAAGAAGCAUCAGUAUAAGUUGGGUGGCAAACAGCAGGUGAAGCAGCUGGCGCAUGCACACCAACAUCAUCAUCCGCAUCAGCUGACAUCAUCACAGCAUAGACUGGCGCCGCAUGACGCGCGCAGCGGACGCAUGUUGCUGGUGGCAGCCAGCGGUAGUGUCAGCAAUUUGCAGCAGCAGCAGUUGUUGUCAACAGCGCACGAGGAUCUGGAGAAGCAGCAGUUGCACGAACAAGUGGUUAAAGAGCAUUUAAUGGAGCGCAGCAGCAUUGGUGGCGGCGGUGAUUGUGAGUGGAAGCUGCAGGCGGUUGUGUUGCCAACGUAAAUUGCCAGCAAAACGUCAUGGGAUCGGGCGCGCAAGCACGCGCUGGAAUGAGGAAGGCGUGCUACGGUGCAGUUGACGGCGGAACAAAUCUGUAAACACAACACAUAAUGGCACAAGCGGUGAUAAGACGAGAGAGGAGCGUCACCGGAGAGAGCACGCGGUGCGCUGUAGAAGGAGUGGAAAAGAAAAGCGAUGCGAUAGUUAACUGAUUCGAUGCGCUGGAAAAGCAUAAUGCGCAUGCAAGUGUGAACAAAUUGGGGAGGGUUGGCGUUGACAUUGAUACGGUAAAAAUUGUGAAGGGGUUUUAUUACCCCUUCAAGAAAUUGCAUUAUUAAUUCAUUAAAAUUUUAACGCGCGCCUGCAGUGUAAACCCAUUUGAGGCAAACAACAACUUUUUCUUAUGAAAUCCGAGUUCCGACGCCUCACCCCCCUUUGCGCGACACCACUGCGCUCGUCGCAAAAAAGCCCGCAUAUCAUAUGCCAUGCCAACAACAAUCAACAGCAAUAAUAGCCUUGCACUGCCUGUACGUAAUUAUUGGCCAUGCAACAACUAACUGAAACACAACAAAAAAGUAAAUAAUUUUUCACCAAAAGGCAAAAAUGCGCUAUUGUGCAACAAAAAGUGGCAAAAGUCGCACAGCAACCAAAUGGUAAUGCAACAAUUGGCUAAGUGAGCAAAGCUUAAAUUUCGACUGAAUAUGGCAACAUUGGCAAGCGUGACAGCAUUGGCGUGUUGGCAGCGGCCGCAUGCCUUUCUGGUGGCAUGCCGCAACCACGUUUAGCUGUUAGUGAGUCACCAACGCUACAAGCAUAUAUUUACACGACUAUAUAUGAACACAUCUCUCUACAUGUAUGUGUGUGUAUGUGUUCACUUUCAUAUGCUUAGCGCUCGGUAUUGGAGUUUGUUCCCCUUUGGCUGUGUGGCGGCAACAACACAUUAUGAAAAUAAGUAGCAGCAAACGCUAGAGCAAUAGCAACAACAGCAACAAGAGACACUGAAAUAAUAACAAAAAAUGGCAACAAAAACAAAAACAGUCACUAAAACAAAAACAACUACAACGUUAAUGUAGGCAAUAAGGAACAAAAGUAAGGCGCGCUUACAAGUGUGAAUAACAACAACGAUAACAGUUAAGGCAAGCAAUCUGGCGGCAGCACAGCGUGCAGCGACGGCGCAAAUAAGCAAAAGACAAGCGCAGUUUUGUAAUAGUUAAGAUGUAUGCGCGUGUAUGUUUGUAGAAAAUAUUGCAAUAAUGAGGCAGCUGCCAAAGCGCAGCUUUUUAGUAUAAAUGUAUAUACAUAUGUAUACAGUGUAUACUAUACACAUAUAUACUCACAUUUACAUAUAUAUAAAUAAAUUAUAUAUAUGCCUAGCUUAAGUAGCUGCAUUCGCAUGCACCUAGCACUAUCUUUAAGCAGCUCUCACACAUAUCUUCAUCAAUAUGUAUAUGUAUGCAUGCACACACCCGCACAGCCAUCAAUCAAUCGCUCAAUCAACGCGAACAUAUAAAUUUUAAUGAAUUAUAUCCUCAUAACUUAUUUGCUAAACUACUUAAGUACCUUUGACUUCCUUUAAGCGCGGACUAACUAUAUGCACACAUACUUGUGUGUCUGUAUGCUUGUAUCUUUAAGCGACUAGGCGUAAAUUUAGCAUGUGAACACAUUAUGCAAUAAAUAAGCAUGCAAGUCAAGAAAAAACCUUUCUUCGGCUGCAUAAAUUAAAAAGUGUAGUAAAAAUUGUACUUAUCUUUAUUUGAAAAAAAAGAAAAAGAAAAUUGAAAAGAAAUGUGAAAAUAAUAAAAUUUUAUGUACUUUU